GGCUUCCCGCAGGGGGUGGAGCUCGCCUGGGGUGCGUCGCUCUUUCCGUUUCCGGCGGCCGAAGCGAGCGGAGGCGCCAUGUCGGCCCAUCUGCAGUGGAUGGUGGUGCGGAACUGCUCCAGUUUCCUGCUCAAGCGGAACAACCAGACCUACAGCACCGAGCCCAACAACCUGAAGGCCCGGAAUUCCUUCCGCUACAACGGCCUCAUCCAUCGCAAGACCGUGGGCGUGGAGCCGGCUCCCGACGGGAAGGGGAUCGUGGUGGUCCUCAAGAAGCGCUCAGGGCAGCGCAAACCGGCCACGUCGUACGUGCGGGUGCGGAUCCGGCGCGACGCCCGCGGGUCCCUGCGCAGCCUCCGGCACCUCAUCAGCAAGAACAAGUACAGGAGGGACCUGCGCAUGGUGAGGGGGCCCAAAAACACCCCAAAGUACCCCAAAAUCUAA
This is a messenger RNA of Neopelma chrysocephalum (saffron-crested tyrant-manakin), 444 nucleotides long. RefSeq names its product ribosomal protein L28 (gene RPL28). Gene Ontology annotation, biological process: translation. Gene Ontology annotation, cellular component: cytosolic large ribosomal subunit; ribosome. Lineage: Eukaryota; Metazoa; Chordata; Aves; Passeriformes; Pipridae. The record is from RefSeq and is a predicted model, not a curated record. The coding region runs from base 79 to 444 and encodes 121 amino acids. Gene Ontology annotation, molecular function: structural constituent of ribosome. The transcript is spliced from 4 exons.